Aureobasidium musti is the source of this 1098-nucleotide messenger RNA. The record is from the annotation of a GenBank genome assembly. Lineage: Eukaryota; Fungi; Ascomycota; Dothideomycetes; Dothideales; Saccotheciaceae.
AUGUCACACAUACCACGACAAAUUGACGAGAGGGCACUACCCUGCGUCUUACCGCAAAUCAGCCACAGCCUCUUUGGCGGCAAGUACAAUAGUCCUUUUGUACGAGCCUACCCUCCAGCUCUCACCGCCUACGGUAUUCCUGAAACUUCAUUCCUUGCCUUUGUUGAUGGUCUCAAUGAGAGCUUCAUCGCCAACCCGGCAUUGGAGUCAGCCACUCACGUUGGUAUGGGCUUAUCAGCUUUCGGCGGUCCUCACGGCCACAUGAUCGGGAAGGCAGUUAAGAUGGCAUCGAAAGCUGCAAGCAGCGGUAUGAGCUCCAAACGCUCAAAGGUCUUCUUAGAAGAGAUCAGCAGGGAUAUGUUUGCGCCACAUGGCCUCAAAGUCGAGAUCUUACCCACAUAUUCGAUGUUGCAGGUGAUAAGCUGUCCGCCCAACCAAUUCCAAUCUGGACCACCGCCGCCGUGGGAGACAACAACCCUAGGAGACAACGUCAACGCAGCAACUUUGCAACAGCAAGAAGAGAGCCAAAUGACACGAAUGCGCGCGCUAGACGGCUACGUGAUGCAUCUCGACUACCACGUCGCCGCCCAAGCCUCAAGCGACGACUGGUUGAAACGCAUGGGCGAUAAACAAGCCGCCAAAAAAGCCUCCAAGCAAAACGAAAAGAAAGCCGAAGACCUCGCGGACGCACACAAGAAACGCGACGAGAAGAUCCGAGAUGCGCAAGAGAAAUACAACAAAGAUGCCCACAAGUACAACGAAGAGCUCCGCAAGCUGCAAGAGAAACUUCAAGACGACUUAAGGAAAGAUGCACACAGUCCUGGUAAACAAGAGAAAGCGAGGCGCAAAUACGAGGAAGAGGUGCACAAAUUGGAAAGGGAUAAGGGUGCUGGGAAGCUGCAAGAGGAUAUGCAGGAUGCUGAUGAAGAGGUUCUCAACUUCCAGCGUGAUGAGAAUAAAGAGGCUAAGCAUUUGAAUUGGGUCGUUGUUACACCUGUGGGCUGGGCGAACCAGGCACAAUCAAAUCAUGCUGCGGCUGCGAAACUCUCGGCUGGAGAUCAUAUCAAGAAGCAUUUCAUUAAGUCGCUGUUUGGGUAG